UGUAGAAUAUACAUACGUUCUGUUAUGAAGGCUGGGAUGGGGCCAUCUAUUGGUGUUGCACAGGAACUAUUUUUAUUCAAACUGCUAGUCAACAAAUAAUGCAAUGAAUAACUCGGUGGGAAUCCCAAAACCCGGCUCCGUAUGUCAUUCCCAAAUCCCAGUAAGAUAAACUUAUAUUGAUCUUUUGCCCAUCCGGGCCCAAGUUCCUCUUGUCACGCGUCUACGCGCACUACGGAUGAACGUUGUGUAUGCACGCGCGCACGCGUACCCCCUCAACCUUCACGAGGCGCGCGGUCCCGCCGUGCUCUGCGAUGGACUGACAAGUGGAUCCAAGAUGGCGUAGAAAGUAAGGCUAGAAGGCAGGGAAGUGGACCAGCCGAAUACAGCUCCUCCUGAUGAAGUCACCCAGCACACUUUCAUUCUGUCCCUGAGUCAUGGCGGACAGGAGAGCGGAGAAGUCAUGUGAAGAAGCCUGCAGGUCAUUAGCCAAGGGGGAGUACGAGAGCGCAGUCAGCCACAGCACAGACGCCCUGCUGGUGCUGGGGCACCGGGUGGCCCCCUCCGGAGCCCCCACCCCAAACAGCCCUCAGGCCGGGGCCCUCCGCUGCCGCGCCCACCUGUUCCGCAUCGCCGCCUUCCUGCAGCUGAAAAACUAUGACCAGGGAGAGGAGGACAGCAAACAGAUGCUGGCGGAGGAGGUCUCCAGAGGAGAGGGCUGCCUGAAGGCCAGCCUAAGGUCCAUGAUGCAGGAGCAGAGUCUGCCAGAGGUGGCAAAUGUCCUCUCAAAGGCCCUGGACAGAGACACACAGAACGGAAUCGUCACAAAGGACCUGACCAGGUUAAAAAUGCUCCUGUCGGAAAUAGAAACUGUAAAUAGCGAGAUGGCACCAGAAUAUUCAGAAGACCAGGAUGAAGAUCGCACUGGUGCACUGUUGCUGACGCUGCCCGGGUGAAAAAAUAAGUAUCCAUAAUAAAAAACUAAGCCUACUGUUCCAACCUUCCCUACUACUGAGAGCAUUUAUUCGGAGAGUCUGAAUUUUAUUUGUAAAUGUUUAAUUUUGCUUAAUUUUUUACUUUGAAAUGUUUCAUUUCAGCUCAGUGAAAAACUUGAAACACUUUAUUUUUAUUUUUAUAUGUAAUUCUGCUUAAAAUAAAGACAAGCAUUUCUCUAAACCUCAUGCUGCGUUCCAGGGACACUUUUUAGCCCGUAAGUGAAUCGGUCUGGUACGAGUUCCCGGGUAGUGAGUUGCGGGUUUGUCUGCCGUUCCAGGGCAUUUUCACGGGUAGAAGGUUGUGAAAAUACGGGUUACGGGUUGCCUGGAACGCACCAUUAUUCCUGUUAAAAAAUCAUUCACAUUAUAUUAAAGUUAUGUAGAGCGAUAAAAAAGAAGCGUUAAAGGCGACGCAAUGAAAAAUUUUGUGCUGGUGCACCUAAAAAAAUAUUAGGCGCACCAGUGCAACCAACGCAUAAAGUUAGUCUGGAGCCCUGACACUAAGGAUAAAUUAAUAACAUUACACAACCACACCAAGGAUGACUGAAUAACAUGACACAACCACACCAAGGAUGACUGAAAAACAUGACACAACAACAAUAACGACUGAAUAACAUGACACAACGACACUAAGGACGACUGAAUAACAUGACACAACCACACUAAUGGACUGUUCGAGAUGCACCGUACACAACCUGCGCGAGUUGCUCGUAAUUUCCUGGCUUGAAGCACUUAAAGCGUUCCGACGCUAUAGCGACUAUCCAAUUUCAUGACACAAUCACAAAGACGAACAGGAACGCUAUAAAUGCUCCGAGACCGGAAAUUAAGUCAAAGGUGCAGCUUGGAAGGCUGGCGUCCGAGGAUUCAGGAACUCGCCAUAAAGCUGAAGCAAGUGAAAAAGAUGAUCAGAGAUGUAUUGUGGCAUGCGAUUGGUUACCAGGCGCCAAUGUCAAUGCCCGUUUAUUUAGAAUUAAUUAACCCAUUUAGGCCUAAAGCGCCUGGAAAAAAUGCCUGUAAAACCUAUAGGCGAUUUCAGAAAAGCCCCCAAAACCUGAAGUUUUUCUAGAAAUUCAGCAAUUGUGUCAACGCCUACUAAAUUACUGAUUUCUCAGCCCCUGUAACAGAUAGGAACACAAUUCAAAAAGUAUUUGAGAGCUGACACCUGUGGCUUUCAUGGGAAAUUUGAGUUUUUAUUUACAAAUAUUUACAAUAUUUACAUACAGGUAGAAAAGUAAAUAAAAAAGUAAAAAAAUAUGUAAAAGUGCAGGAACAGCACAAAACAGUAAAAAAAAUAAAGUAUAAUAAAGUGAAAUAAGUAUAUAAGAAAGUAAUAAAGUAUAUAAUAACAAACAUGGGAAGGGGAACAGACUGGGACUAAAACUGUAAACAGUCUGCGUUUUAAAUUACAUGCACUUGUAUGUGAUGACUACUGAAUAAAAGUAUUAUGCAUAAUACAAAUACAAUUGCAUUCCAUCCUAAGAAGUAGCAUAAUUAAAAGAUACAGGCUAUAAUUUGGGAAUGUAUAGUAGCCUAGGCCUUAUUGUUCUGGAGAUCGCAGUUAGGUGUGAAAUUCCAAAGAAGCUCUAUUCUUUGGAAGAGCCUUGAACAUCCUGCAUACGGGCCCGUCGUUGCCUUGUUACGCCACUGGUGACAUUCCAGAGAAGCUUAUCUGGUUUUACGGGUGCUUUACGCAUCUCCGGGACAGUAAUACAUCUCUUACAUAUAAACUGUCGUAAUUUCUUAUUACAGCAUCAUCACAAUCAAUAAGUAUUACUAUUGAUAAGUAUAAGUGACAUUCCAGAGAAGCUUAUCUGGUUUUACGCACCCGGGUGCUUUACGCAUCUCCGGGACAGUAAUACAUCUCUUACAUAUAAACUGUAGUAAUUACUUAUUACAGCAUCAUCCCAAUCAAUAAGUAUUACUAUUGUCCUUGCCUCCAGCUGGCCGCAAAUCUGUCCCGGGACAUAUUUCUGGCGAAUUGCGUCCGAAAGAGAUUCUUACUCCGUCGCCAGUAAUCUCUUCGCACCGGCAACACAAGCAGCCCCAUUCCCAUAGCCCCAUUCCAUACUUCUUCUUCCUCGUCGUCAUUCACGAACAUGUGCCUUAACCAUAAUUCCCGGUCAAUCGGUUCGUAUUCGUCAUCAAAGUACUCGGCCUCAUCAACAUCUUCGAAGCCGAGAAACUCCUCGAAAUCGCUACCGUCAGAAAAGUCUUCAGUCUCAAAUUCUGCCAUACUUGCUUGAAGAAAUUUCUGAACUAAACUCACGAGGAACAAGUUGACACCUAUAUGUGUCUAUUUUGAUGCAUUUCAUUGGCCCAGAGGCCGACACUUUGGGCAAAAACCCGCCUUAUACAGAAAAACGACGCAAACGCUUUCCUGUCCUUAAAGGUAGAAUGACGCAACAGCGCCCCCGGCUUUAAAGGUAGAACAGCGGCAAUGCUUUCCCGGCUUAAAUGGGUUAAACCAAUGCCCGUUUUCUGAACAAUCUCGCUGAAUCAAGGUUUUGGUUUGGAACGAGACGUUACUGUACAAGGCAGCAAUAAAACAAGAUUUAUUUUUUGGACUGAGAUGCCGCGGCUAUUGGUGCGUCCUCACGCGUCCUUAUUGGGGCCGCACCAAGCCUUUCUCUUUCAUGCAGUCAAUUAAUCAAUGUCUUGAUUUAAGGAAUAUGUGAUUGUGUAGCGUGUUCGCUUAUUCAGUCUUAAAAAUACAACUCACCGCCGUGUCAGCUGCUAUUUUCAUGCUGCUUCUAGGAAGUGACUCCCGUCCGGGGACAGCUAUAUGGUGCCGGGGUAUGCGCGAAUGACGCAGUUGCGUCUCUGCUAAAUCAAUUAUCUUUCUCUGAACAUGAACUUUGUAUCUAGUGCCAUGUGUCCAUGUAUGAUUGAUAACUGUAAGGCCUGAUGUAGUGAAUUUAUUGUAGGUACCUUUUUAACUGUUUUAUUCAUAUUUGUAGGAUGAUGGGUAAACACCCCCGUCUGUGCUUCAUGUAUUGGUAUGUACCGUACCAUUAGGAGACGCUAGAGAUACAGAAGCUUUACUGUGCUGUCUUAUACCCUCAGUUGUGUGAGGUAUGGGACAAACCCUGACUACUAAAGCCUUGAGGGCACAAGUGCUUUGCGUUGGCUGAAUAUAGCCUUAGUCUUUGUAGUGGCUGCGUUGUCAGAAUCAAAUUGCUACACCCCUUUCGAAUUAAAACGCCUCCAUUCAUGGAUUCUUCCAUCAUCCACCCACUUUCAUCUCCUACUCCAAUGGAAAUAAACUGCCCACCGAUCCCCGCGCCUGUUUUAUCCGUGGAUGGACAUUAGAAUGACUGCAAGUCAAAUGGUGAAGGAGGAAAAGGCGAAGGAGAGUAUGUGGAGGAGAAGUGGGACAGCGGUAUUAAGCGUUUUUUUGAAGUCCAUUAUAUAGCCGUCUUAUGAUACAAAUUCUCGUCACUGGAGUUUCGUCGGCACGUCUGCGAUUGCCUGUGGAUGUGUUUAUUUCCCAGUCGAACCUUGCUCCACGGGAAGCGGCAUCUCCCGACUCUGACUGACUAACUUUAAAAACGAUUCCACUAUGUGGAACCUGUUGUUGAUACAGGUUCCACAUAAACUCUGC
This is a messenger RNA of Gadus chalcogrammus (walleye pollock), 4593 nucleotides long. RefSeq names its product probable helicase with zinc finger domain. The record is from RefSeq and is a predicted model, not a curated record. Gene Ontology annotation, molecular function: protein binding. The transcript is spliced from 8 exons. NCBI's taxonomy places the organism in Eukaryota, Metazoa, Chordata, Actinopteri, Gadiformes, Gadidae. Bases 435 to 953 code for a protein of 172 amino acids.